Molecule: messenger RNA, 1386 nt
Organism: Musa acuminata AAA Group (dessert banana)
Lineage: Eukaryota; Viridiplantae; Streptophyta; Magnoliopsida; Zingiberales; Musaceae
Exons: 4
Coding region: 578-1273 (231 amino acids)
Source: RefSeq, a predicted model, not a curated record
AGAGGCCAUCUUGCUUCUGCUACUUUACGGCACUUAAAUUAUUCAGAUGGUAAAGAAGUAUGUCUCACUGCCGCAUGAGACUUGUACUGUGGUUUUUGUGGAUUCUUCGUAUAGGAUGGAUGCAGAAUCUAAGAAUCAACCAUGCGUUUUUAGAUAUCCUAAAAUCCGGAGGUCGAAGACAGAGCAGAGAGCAGAGAGGCAGAGAGCAGAGAGGGAGGGAUGGCAUUAAAGACAGCUAAACGUCAUCGCACUGUGCUCACGUGAGCACCGGUCUCCAGCAGCCCCCCUCACGAGCGUCCACCCGUUCACCUGCUUGCGGCGUUCUCCUGUCGCAGCGAACCCCUCCUCGCCCCGCUCCCAUCCAUGAAACCCAUGACCUUAGUGUGUCGUAACUGCCGCAGGUGGCAGAGCAGGCAAGGGAGAGGGGAGCGCAAAGGACAACCCCAGCAAUUAAGAGCAGGAGAGCUCAAAGGCCUGCAGAAGAAAGGAAACUAACUGUUCUCGGCCUUCCUUAAUAAUCUCCAUGCGUUUGCUGCCUUUGGCAUGAAGCUUUUGCAGAACGAGAUGCUGGAGUUAAAUGGCCAAUGCAGAGAUGAUGGAGAUAUCACAACAGAUAGACAAACAGGAUGUUGGGUCGAGGAUCGUGGACAGUCUGAGAGGGAGGCUGCUAGCAGAGAGAGUGGCCACCAAGGCGGCCAAGGAGGAAGCUGAGAACCUGGCCAAAAGGCUGGAGGAGUUAGAGAGGGAGCUGGCUGAGGAGAUCAGGUGCAGAAGAAGAGCUGAAAAGAGGCUGAAGCAUGCUCUGAAGAAGUUGGAGUCACUUAAGCUCGCGAAAGAGAGAAGCUGCUCUUCCUCACAAUGCUCGGCCACGGUGAAUUCGGGACAAUGUGGGCCAUCGGAAGAGGUGGAAGGGAUGGCAGGUGAUGAAGGGAGAUGCAGUCUGGUGGGGACUGUGCAGGAGGACCAUGUUGAGGAUGAACCCGAGUUCAGGUCUCAGGAAUCGUCUACUGAUGCUUCAAGGACAUCUUGUGGUGACAACAAGAAAGGGACAUCAAUGGACGAAGGUAGCAAGGAAGAGAGAAUGCUGGCUCUCAUUCGAGGAUGUAGACAACCAGAGUCAGAGGCACCCAAAUUGCAGAACAAGGAGGAUGUGCAUCAUGUUCUUGCUGCUCUGAGAAAUGUUAAAGAGCUGCUACUGUUCUCUCUGGGGAGCAAAGCUAAUGUUUACUCUCCAGAACAGCUCUUGGCUGGUCAGAGAGACUCUUAUCAAUGACUUAAUUCAAAUCUAUAUUGGUAUUAUGGUUUACAUAUAUGUAUGUAUACAUGUUAUAGAUUUCCAAUAUAUUGCUCAAGAAUGAUGGAUCAGGUCUCCUCGUGAUAUGCCAA